AUGAUCACGUACAAUACUUAUCAAACAACAACAACAAAUGUUAUAUCAUUAGGAAAAUUAUUUCAAUUAAGAAAACAAUAUCUUCUGAAUGGAUUAGGUGUUGAUAUUGAUGAAAAAUCUUUUCUUCGAAAAAAUGUAUCUCUUGAUCAAUUAUUAAUUAGAGAAUUAUUAGAUUUUUCUACAUUAACUUGUCCGAAUUUAGUGAAAACAUGGUGUAGAUUUGCUGAUUGGGCUUAUAAUUGA
Molecule: messenger RNA, 243 nt
Organism: Rotaria sp. Silwood2
Lineage: Eukaryota; Metazoa; Rotifera; Eurotatoria; Philodinida; Philodinidae
Source: the annotation of a GenBank genome assembly